This is a messenger RNA of Linum trigynum, 1494 nucleotides long. Lineage: Eukaryota; Viridiplantae; Streptophyta; Magnoliopsida; Malpighiales; Linaceae. The record is from the annotation of a GenBank genome assembly.
GUUAAGCUGAAUAAGAGGAUCAUAUAGCUUCGGCCGUGGAAUAGUCUCGUUCACACUGAACGGGGAAACCACGUAAACCUGUGUGUUCAUUAUCGUUUCUGUUCGUAAGUUUAUGCUAUCUAACAUGGUAUCAGAGCCAAUGUCGUCUGAUCAGAUUACUGCACGUCUCAACUCCAAGAACUAUGCAAUAUGGGAGUUUCAGUUCUGUACGUUGAUUGAAGGGAAAGGGUUUCUCGGUUGGCUCGACGGCACGGCCGCUCGACCUGCCGCAACGGAUGAAGAAGCGCACAAACAAUGGGUUCUCACCGAUGCCAAGGUUCGGAUGCUGCUCCUUAAUUCGGUCGAUCCAUCAAUUAUUUUGGGUCUACGCAUGCUACCUACCGCAGCCGCCAUGUGGAAGUAUCUAGCUGAUACGUACAAGACAGCUGGAGCAUCUCGCCAAUAUGAGGUCGAGGUCGAACUUGCGGCGCUGUUUCAAGGGAGUCUGGAUGUGACUUCGUACUACAACGCAGCUCGCAACCUGUGGACAGAACAGGACAUGAUCAUUGCAAGCCUUCUGACUACCGCCGGUACGCAAGAAGUCAAGGCCGAGAGGGAGAAGAUCAGGCUGAUGCAGUUCCUGAUGCGCUUGAACCCGGAAUUUGAGACGAUCCGGGCUUCUCUCUUGAACCGCGAGAAUCUCCGAAUUGAAGGGGUCUUGGGAGCUCUCAUCCAGGAGGAGACGCGGCUUCGGACUCAGGCUGCCUAUCUCGUAUGUAUUGGGUUUGGCGGGUAUGGGGUAUGCCGAGAGGCUAGCUAGGGUUUGCACCUAGCUUAUAUAAAUACGUAUGUAACCGUAUGCUGAAGUUAAGCUGAAUAAGAGGAUCAUAUAGCUUCGGUCGUGGAAUAGUCUCGUUCACACUGAACGGGGAAACCACGUAAACCUGUGUGUUCAUUAUCGUUUCUGUUCGUAAGUUUAUGCUAUCUAACAGGAAGUUGGAACUCAAACUUUGGUGUGGUGGAGGCGUGGAGCCAGCUUUGUUAUCGCAAUGUCAUGUUUCAUGUGAGGGUUUUAGCUAACGACGCAGUUUGGGCUGGAAGCCUGGAACUCAUGGGGCUAGGCCGCUAGGGGAUGGUUUUGCAUGAUUCAUAGUGAAUGCUUUUGGAGAUGGAAGGUCGAUUGUUUGAUGAAGUCAAUGAUUUUUUUUUUGUGUGGAACUAUUGGUGCCAAGAGAGGCGAUUUGUUGGUGUGUGCUUCACGACGUCAAGCAGGUAGUGUUUGCUAGUGAUACGAAAAUUGUAUUGGAUAAGAUUCGCAACGAAAUUGGGUUGGAUGCUCGUGGGGGUGCCAUUUUGAUAAACAUAGCCGUCCUUCAGGAAUAUUUUAAGAUCUUUAAUAUUUUCUUUAUUGGCGGAUAAAAUACAGGAUUGUCCAUUUGAUGGAGAGUACUUUGGGGUCGUUUGGUUUUGGUGAUAGUUUUGUGAGGAUAGUUAUAAUACAUAUGCAUUAUUGAC